AUGGCUGAUGAAAAUAGGAUUUCAGUUAGUGAAGAAAGAGUUGAAAAAAGAAAAGUGGAUGAUUUUGCAGCUUUGUACAAUCUCGAUAGCAGCACUAGAAACUUAACGGAAACAACCGUACAAGAGGGAGCUUUUAAAAAGAUAAAACCAGAGCCUGGAAAUGGCGGGUCAAGUUCACUUUUAAGCGGAGGAUCUGGAAGUGGUAGUCACAACCCUAGUUCAUGCCCGACCCCCGCACGGAGGAGACAUCGGACAACAUUUACACAAGAACAACUACAAGAAUUAGAAUCCGCUUUUGCCAAAAGUCACUACCCAGAUAUAUACUGUCGGGAAGAACUAGCUAGGAUUACCAAAUUAAAUGAAGCCAGGAUACAGGUUUGGUUUCAAAAUAGAAGAGCAAAAUACAGGAAACAUGAAAAACAACUCGCCAAGUCUCUGUCCCCAGUAAUGAACCCUGCCUGCAACGGAAUGAUGAGAAACUUGUAUCCUACCACAUCUCGACCAUAUGCUGCGUACUCACCGCAUACCAACAUGAAUUCUAUGGCAAGAUAUCCACAGAUGAACUCAUCAUAUCCAUCAAUGGCUCAGUUUUCAGGGAUGUCCAGUAUGGCCACUUCUAACAUGGCCAGUAUGCCAAGACAAGUUCAACAAUUCCCAAUGUCUUCAGACUACAGUUUGGACAACCACGAAGAUGAUUGGUAUAACAAAAGUUUGACAGCACUGCGCAUGAACAACAGUCACCACUUAUCUAAUCCUGUACUACAGUACCAAGCAUGACUAGAAUCAGAGUCAGGAAAAAUGGACCAUUAAGGGCAACCAUUGCUUCAUCAUCAUUAAAAGUGCUGACAUUUUAACUAUGGAAUGUACAUCAUUAUCGUCUAGUCUGAAAGAUUUCUCUUGUAGAUUCAUCAAUAUUUGUUGGAUAUUAAAAUCGAUUUGGAAAAUCCUGCAACAGAAACUAAAUUUGGUGGUAUCUAUAUAGCCUUGGAUCAUGUUCUGCUUUGCAUUCAGCUGCCGAGAUGUGAACCCUGGUCCAGAGCUAACACAUAUGAACCUGUUUUGUCAUAUUUUGACUUGCAAAUGCAAGAACAUUUAUCAUGUUUGCAUUAAACUACAUAGAAAACCAAUAAAUUCCAAAUAGAACACGAACUAGACAGUGUUACCACUCUCUUUACAUUGAUUUUGAUUAAAUUAUAUGUUGCAGCAUUUUCCAAAUUGAUUUUGAUUUUUCGUGGAUUUUUGUGUUGAUGCAAACUAAAGAUUUUAAGCUUAAAGAAGUGAAAUUUCAGUUGCUUUUUGAAAGCAACUUCGGAAAAAAACGAAAUUACUGACAAAAUCACGCGGGAAUUGAUAUUCACAGAAUACGAUACUUGAACAUUUAGAGAGGAAGUUUCUACUUGUUAUUUAUAAAUGAACACCAUCUUGCCAUAUGACGCUGGUGAAACUGGCUCUGUGCCAUAGUAACGGAUUUUGUAUAUAUAAAUUAUUGUAAAUAUUAAUAUUUAUA
Molecule: messenger RNA, 1507 nt
Organism: Mytilus californianus (California mussel)
Lineage: Eukaryota; Metazoa; Mollusca; Bivalvia; Mytilida; Mytilidae
Product: homeobox protein unc-42-like
Exons: 4
Coding region: 1-777 (258 amino acids)
Biological process (GO): regulation of transcription by RNA polymerase II
Molecular function (GO): DNA-binding transcription factor activity, RNA polymerase II-specific; RNA polymerase II transcription regulatory region sequence-specific DNA binding
Source: RefSeq, a predicted model, not a curated record